Molecule: messenger RNA, 561 nt
Organism: Humulus lupulus (European hop)
Lineage: Eukaryota; Viridiplantae; Streptophyta; Magnoliopsida; Rosales; Cannabaceae
Exons: 1
Coding region: 1-561 (186 amino acids)
Source: RefSeq, a predicted model, not a curated record
AUGAGGAAGCUGAGGAGACUAGCACAUGUCCUUCGACAGUUUCAUAAAUGGGAGAUUGGUGAUGUUGAGCACAAGUUUAAGAUUGCCAAAGAGGCUUACAAUAAUGCUCAAUACCAGCUUCAGCAGGACCCUCAUUCAGCUGAGUUUCAAAAUGAGGAACAAAAUUCUUUUGAAAACUUGGUUCAGCAAGCCAGAUACUAUGAUAGUUAUCUUAGGCAGAGGAGCAAAGUCAAUUGGCUUAGGUUUGGAGAUGAUAAUACAGCUUAUUUUCAUGCUUGUUUGAAGCAGAGAAAGGAGUCAAAUCGAAUAACUUCAUUUGUUAAUGAUGCUGGACAGAUUAAUGAGAAGUUUGAGGAUAUAGUGGCUCACUUCUUAAAUCAUUUUUGGAGUAUCAUGAGUAGUCAAAGUAGGGCUUCGGGUCCUAUUCAAAAGGACUGUUUUAUUCAUUGUAGCAUCUUAUCCUUAGAUCAACAACUGGAAUUAACAAAGCCUUUCACUAAGAAGGAUGUUAAAAAUGCUAUGUUCAGUAUUAGUUCAAUUAAGAGCCCGAGUCCAGAUUGA